Molecule: messenger RNA, 1380 nt
Organism: Contarinia nasturtii (swede midge)
Lineage: Eukaryota; Metazoa; Arthropoda; Insecta; Diptera; Cecidomyiidae
Product: solute carrier family 15 member 2-like
Exons: 5
Biological process (GO): oligopeptide transport; transmembrane transport
Cellular component (GO): membrane
Molecular function (GO): dipeptide transmembrane transporter activity
Source: RefSeq, a predicted model, not a curated record
GUAAAGAAGUUAAAAGAGUGCAAAACGAAGUUUGCCAUCAAUUUUAUUAAAAAUGUGUCACUCUAAUGAGCAGACUGUCAACGAGAAAAAUAGUCGAGAUAAUGUAACAAGAAGCCUCUUAGAUGUCGAAAGUGCUGAACCACAAAAGUUGACGUAUCCAAAACGAAUAUUUCUUAUAAUUGGUAAUGAAUUUUGUGAGCGAUUCAAUUUCUAUGGAAUGAGAGCAAUAUUGGUAUUUUAUAUGAAAUACAAACUUGAUUUUACGGAAAGUGACGCCGCAGUAUUGUUUCAUACGUUUGUAAUGUUAAUGUAUUUAACGUGUAUUUUGGGUGCUGUCUUAUCUGACGUUUGGCUGGGGAAAUUCAGAACCAUUUUAUAUUUGUCAAUUUUAUACGCCGCCGGAAGCAUAAUAGUUUCAAUAUCAGCAGUCCCAGGCAUUGUGAUAUCACCAAAAAUGGCGCUUUACAUCGGAUUGACUUUGAUCGCAUUCGGAGGUGGAGGAAUAAAGCCGUGUGUGUCGGCGUUUGGUGGAGAUCAGUUUAAAUUGCCGGAGCAAAGUACACAAAUGGCCACAUAUUUCUCUCUGUUUUACUUUGUAUUCAAUGCGGGUUCAUUCAUCUCAACUUUAAUCACACCAGUUCUAAGAGCAGACGUACAUUGUUUCAACGAAAAUGAUUGCUAUUCACUUGCGUUUGGAGUACCUGCACUACUAAUGAUCUUAGCUAUCCUUUUCUUCGUAAGUGGUAGAUCAUCUUACACCUGUGUUAAAACAUCAUCCGAUAAUAUGUUGCUGAAAAUGUUAAAAUGCACAUGGCAUGCAAUAGUCACCAAACAGCUUGAAAGAAAAACAAAACCACGUAAAAAUCUGCUCGAUUAUUCAAUCGAAAAGUACGGAGCUCAAUUAGUGGAUGAUAUAAGAGCUAUGGUUAAAAUUUGCGUACUAUAUUUGCCGUUUUCUUUCUUCUGGACGUUAUCAUAUCAACCUGGAUCACUCUGGACAUUCCAAGCCAGUAAAAUGAACGGUGACCUUGGAUUUUACACCAUGAAACCGGAUCAAAUGCAAAUGGUCGAAUCGUUAAUGGUGCUCAUAUUUAUUCCAUUAUAUCAGACUGUUGUCAAUCCGGCAUUGGCUAUUAUCGGCAUAAGACGACCACUACAAAAACUAACUUUUGGUGGCGCCAUGGCGGUAAUCUCAUUUUUGCUCGCUGCAUAUGUUGAACACCGAAUUGAUUCCAUGCCCACAAAAUCCGUUAACAUAUUAUGGCAAAUGCCACAAUAUACUGUUUUUACAUUGGCUGAAGCCAUGGUCUCAGUUACCGGUUUAUCUUAUUCAUACAGUCAAGCGCCGGAGAGCAUGAAAUCAGUUGCAUACUGUUUUUG